AUGCCCGCGCUACUAAGGACGGACGCCGGACGUAUUCUUCUCGCACGAUACCUAAGGACACAGGACACUAAGGAUCUCGACCAAUCUAUAACACACUUCGAAUGCGCAUCUGAUCUGUGCCCCAUGGAUCAUCCCUGCCGCCCUGCAGCACUGUUCAAUCUAGCGGCGGCAAAGUUUGUUAGUUGCCAAGUUGGUGGGACAUACCUCAACCUAGACAUCUCCAUCUCUCUUUUUCAAGACGCCCUUGACUUGCGUCCGACUGGUCAUCCUGACCGACCGCUCACUCAGCUCCAUCUUGCUAUUGCUCUGCUGUCUCGUUGCGCGAAACGGGGAUUUGAAACGGAUGCUGAUGCAGCCGAAGAGUUACUGAGUGAAGUCGUCGAUGUUUGCCACGCUAACAGCCACAUUUACAGAGCAGCUUUACUUGCAAUCGAGACAUUUGCUCUGCAUCUAGCUGGAGGCAUGGAUGGACACGAUCAUGAUCCCCAUGACUUAGAUGAAGUGAUCUCCCUUCAUCACGAUGCACUGCGAUAUUACGACGCUAUGCAUGGUUGCCGAGGGCAGUUGGUAUGCAAUCUGGGCGGAAUGCUGCAAACUCGUUUUGAGCGUCGAUGCAAUAGCCAAGACCUAGACGAGGCCAUCACGCGUCUUCGGGAAGCGCUGGAUUUGUGCCCAGUCGGUCGCGCAAAUCGAUCUAUGUCAUUAAAUAACCUUGCGAAUGUGCUCUCUACUCGCUUCGAGCACCGAGGCAAUGACCAAGACUUGGAUGACGCUAUCAUGCUUCACGGGGAUGCGCUUGCUUUACAUCCAGUCGGUCACCCAUAUCGGUCCUCAUCAUUAAAUAACCUUGCCAAUGCGCUCUCUGCCCGCUUCAAGCACCGAGGGAAUGACCAAGAUUUGGAUGACGCCAUCAUGCUUCACAGGAACGCGCUGGCUUUACGCCCAGUCGGACACCCAGAUCGGUCCAUGUCAUUAAAUAAUUUUGCCACUGUUCUCUCUACCUGCUUCAAGCACCGAGGGAAUGACCAAGACUUGGAUGACGCUGCCAUGCUUCACAGGGACGCGCUGGCUUUACGCCCAUUCGGUCACCCACAUCGAUUCUCGUCAUUAAAUAACCUUGCGAAUGUGCUCUCUACCCGCUUCGGGCACCGAGGCAAUGACCAAGACUUGGAUGACGCUAUCAUGCUUCACAUGGACGUGCUGGCUUCACGCCCAGUCGGUCACCCAGAUCGGUCCUCGUCAUUACAUAACCUUGCGGAUGUGCUCUCUACUCGCUUCGAGCACCGAGGCAAUUACCAAGACUUGGAUGACGCUAUCGUGCUUCACAGGAAUGCAGUAGCUUUACGCCCAGUCGGUCACCCAGAUCGGUCCAUGUCAUUAAAUAACCUUGCGACUGUGCUCUCUACCCGCGUCGAGAACCGAGGCAAUGACCAAGAUUUGGAUGACGCUAUCAUGCUUCACAGGAACGCAUUGGCUUUACGCCCAGUCGGUCACCCAGAUCGGUCCAUGUCAUUAAAUAACCUUGCGACUGUGCUCUCUACCCGCUUCAAGCACCGAGGGAAUGACCAAGACUUGGAUGACGCUAUCAUGCUUCACAGGGACGCGCUGGCUUUACAUCCAGUCGGUCACCCAGAUCGGUCCCCAUCAUUAAAUAACCUUGCAUCUACGCUCUCUACCCGCUUCAAGCACCGAGGCAAUGGAGAAGACCUCCACGAGUCACGAGACAAUCUCCAAUGUGCGUUGACUCUCUUGACGCAACACAGUCCUCGUCAAUUACAGGUCCAUCAGUUACUAGCUACCGUCUAUAUGUUGUUCCAUCAAUCGGGACUUGACGGCACUGGUGAAGACAAUGACAGUCUGGAUUCCGCCAUGCAUCAUCACAAGGCAGCAGCAAAUGUUGUCUCUGGAGGUUUGCUGCCUCGCCUGCGAGCGAACCUAUGCUGGAUUGAGCUUGCUCAUGAACAUUCACAUGGUACUGAAUUGGAGGCUUAUGCGACUUCCAUGCAACUUCUGGACGCUUACAUGUCCGUGACAGCUUCAGUAUCGUCCCGUCACAACGUCAUGAAGCAUUUUCCACGUAUGCUUGCCGUGGAUGCUGCAUCAUGUGCUCUUCGUAGCGGUGAUGUGUGUCGCGCUGUCGAGUUGUUGGAACAAGGCAGGACUGUCAUUUGGACCCAGAUGACACGACUCCGCACGCCUCUUGACGGCCUCCAAGAUCGCGGCGAUCAUGCAGUGGCCCUGAUGAAGAAAUUCAGGUACCUCAGCUCCCUCCUUGAUGCACCUCCUACGAAUCAUCCAGAAGGAACCCCAAGAGUCAAAGUAGAAGCAGAAGGAAGCCGGUACCGACGUCUAGUGGAGGACUGGAAUAGAGCUGUAGAAGAUAUUCGGAAGAUCGAGCAUCAGGAAAAUGUGCGGUGCCUAUGCGAGCCUAUGUAGCCUAUGUAGGCAUAUUAGUCCAGUAGGUAAGUCCCGGAUAUGUAGGAAGGCCCUGUAUAGCAUGGGCCUAUGAUAGGUGCAGUAGGCAUUUUAGUCGUAGGAAUAGGCCUUUGAUAGGCAGAGGAAUU
Messenger RNA from Suillus clintonianus, 2564 nucleotides. RefSeq names its product TPR-like protein. The transcript is spliced from 2 exons. The record is from RefSeq and is a predicted model, not a curated record. Gene Ontology annotation, molecular function: protein binding. NCBI's taxonomy places the organism in Eukaryota, Fungi, Basidiomycota, Agaricomycetes, Boletales, Suillaceae. Bases 1 to 2436 code for a protein of 811 amino acids.